Paramuricea clavata is the source of this 3012-nucleotide messenger RNA. The record is from the annotation of a GenBank genome assembly. Lineage: Eukaryota; Metazoa; Cnidaria; Anthozoa; Malacalcyonacea; Plexauridae.
AUGACUUCAAAAAGAGUAUAUUGUGGAGAUUGUGAGAAGAGUUGGGUGAGAAAAGUUGACUAUGAGAAACACUUUGAACUUGAGAAUAUUAAGCAAAAGGAUGGUGGAAAGUUAAUAAAGAAUCCUUGUUAUAAAAGAAAACGAAGAACUGUUGGAUACUCUCUGAAUGAAGCGUGUGCCAACAAGAAGCAAAGGAUGCUAUUCUGCACUACAGCAACAACAGUUGAAGAACCAGCUGCAACUGUGUCAGUUCUAGCUGCCCAGCCUAACGAAUAGGACACAGUUCCUGCUGAUAUCAUAACAGAAUUUCAGCAGAACUCAACUCAGAGCAGUGACAGUGUAGCUCAACAUAUAGAUUCCGACCCUCAACUCACCGAGCUUAAUCUUGCUAGCUUAGAUGGUAACAGUUCAACCAAUCUGAUUAAAACCAUUACUGCUGUAACAGAAGCAAGUAGCUCAGUGAUACUAGACAAACUUGACUCUGUCCUUACAGGAGUUAAAAUAUUAUCAAAUAAAAUUGAUACAGCCAGAGAACUCAAUUCUGUUAGACGUCCUACUAUGCCAAUAGAGUCAUCUGAAUGUGUCAGUGUUCCUCAGAAAGACCAAUAUGAGAAGCUUGUUGACGCUAUUAGGUGUAGCAGCUGUACCAGCAUGGAGCUUGUGAUGAACAACCAGCUAAUCAAGGGAGUGUUUGAAAUCGAGCAAGCUGAUGAUCAGGAAUCAGAGAAAUUAGUUUGCAAAGCAUGUAAGAAAUGGGCUAAGGGCCCUGCAACUAAAUUAGGAUUUGAUCUUGUCAGUGGUUCAACUUACUCUAUCUGGGCUUCUGGGGUAAAAAAACCAAUGGAAAAAUGGUUUUCCAACAUGAAGCAAAAGUUGGCUCAACAUCUUAUGACAGAUGCCCACCAUAAUGCUCUUAAAACGGAAAUGUGUCAUGCUGCAGAAAUCCUACGAAAGAAAGAUGAGAUUUUCAAAACUAUGAGACAUCUUGCUUACCUCGCUAUCAAAUCUAAUCUGCCCUUAGAUCAGUUUCCAACGUUGCUUGCAACUGUUAAUGCUUGUGGUUUGGAGCUUGGUAAUAUCAAUCACUCAAGAGCUUUCAUCACUCAAUUUUUGGAACUGGUCAAUGUGGAAUUAAUCAAGAAAACAGCAGCCUGGUUUGACGAGCAAAGUGAAAUUACAUUGACUCUUGAUAUUGGAACAGUUUAUGGCAUGACGUUAUUAGCAGUGUUGUUUAUGAGCAAUGGGAAAGUAAAACUCGCUGACCUCGCACCCAUUACCUCGAAGAAGGGAGAAGAUGUCGCUAAUGUUUGCUUUGAAUCUUGUAAACUGCAUGAAAAGGUAAUGCAUAUUUUAAAUAUUUCAAGAACUCUGCAGUUCCCUUGACGCUUCAAAAUAAAAUCUACCGAGAGUUUUACUGAGUUUAAGCAUUGGGAUAGGCGUGUUAAUACAACUUAUUGCUGUCUGAUGAUGCCUUGGAUAUUGCUAGAUUGAUACAGAUUGUUAAUGUUUUAAAACUUAACGUAUUUUUCAGAUUAAAGAGGAGGACUUAAAAGAGAAAGUCGUUGGUAUAACGGGAGAUGGAGCGUUUGCUAAAGGAAACAAGCCCUUCAAGAAUACUAUUGCCGCUCUUCUAGGGAAAGAAGUCACUAUCAGGUGGGACUUGCUCCAUUUAAUCAACUGCGCCCACAAAGAAGCACGAGGCAAGGCGAAAUAUGAUCAGGACGAGGUAGUUGAGCACACAACCGACUCCGAUGAUAUGGAAGACGAUGUGAACCAACGAGAGAUGAGCUCGCUGGUCUCGGAGCUUAUUGACUAUAUACAGGUAACGUGGGGUCAUGCAUAGAACUUGAAUAAGUCGAAACUGUCGAAGGUGCUGCCUAUUAACGUUGGUCCAGAAAUAAAUCAUUUGUCAAUCUAAACUCUUCAGUAGAUGUUUCCCGAAUCCCGAGAUAGUUAAAGCCGGUUUUCGUCUUGGAAUUUUUUUCGGGCGAAGAGAAUUUUUCUUUUGUCUCCAUCCAAUUAGUUGAUUUAGUUCUAGAUAGUCAAGUUGAGAGACCAAAGAAAAACGAAAAAUUCGCUUCGCGCGAAAGAAUUCACAAGUGGUAAACCAGCAGUUAUAACAGUCUCGACCCAAGCUGCUUUUCACAAUUCAUACGGUUUUUGCUUACAUAUUCGUUAAAACAUCAAGAGCAACGCAUUGUUGACGCAUGUACAUAGUACAUAUCAAAACUAUGUGUGUCGCAGUAUGUAAAUUGUCAAUUUGUCAGCAAUUAUAAUCAAUCACUAAUACCUCCUUUCAUACACAUAUUAAGGAUGAGGCAAAACGCUAUCGCACGGGUAUACGAUACACACAAUUGAAAAUGGUUAACCUGAGGAAUUUCAAGCGUCCAAAAGUCUGGAGUGGUACAAGAAUGGUUGUUUACGAGUUUGAGAUGUUGGAGCGAUUUCUAGAAAAUGCGUUGUAUUUUGACAUUCCAUCUAAGUAUAUCCUGCUAGCACAAUGUCAUGGACUCGUCAUGUUUGCUCUGAAGAUAAUCCUGAAGAAUGUACAGAGGACAGAUUUGACACACAACUAUGUGCAAUCUGUCAUUGUUGGAAAUGUAAUUUUUUAUGUUACAUUAUUUUACAACACGAAUUAAGGCUCUUUAAUGUGUUCGACAUUCAAGUAGACCAUACUGAAGUUGUACAACCAGCUAACACAAUCUCGUUUCAGGUUGGUUUGAAUGCAAUGAAGCUGGCAUGCAGAGUAGCCAAAGACUUUCAUGAUGAAGUCAGCCUUGAUUAUCUUGAUCAUGAUAUUGAUUUGAUUGAAGAAACAAAUAUUUGUUUGCAAUCAAAGAAGAGUUUUUGUAAGGAGCUGUCAGAGUAUCUUGUAAAGAAAGGUAGCAUCUAUACCAAGCAAGAGAGUUAUGACCGAGCAACUAGAUCUGCUCCUUUUUCCAUGAAUGAUGCCAAAGCUGCAAGUUUACUGUACACUGAUCUUCUUUGGAGAGCCAUUAGAAAGCGACUACA